GAUCAAAUGUAGAAAAGCUAUGCUGAUGCCAUUUUUUUCAAUUUUCAUGCCCCAUUCCAUGUUCAGAAAUCAGAAGUUCAGAACGUUCUAGUUCCCGCCUAGCAAAAGUUCCACGUAGAUAGGGAUUAGGAAUCGUUCUUACUUGCUAUUCAGCUAACAAUUUGAUUUUUGAAGAAAUUGCCGGUUAGAAAAUGGCCCUUUCUGUGAUAUACUGUGUUCUGCCCAGGAGGGUUCUCUUCAGCAUUUACACCGGUCAAGUUAAGGUUCACUCCUUCAGAAAACUCCUUUCACCUCCGGUUCCACACCUUCCGCGCCGCCGCUAUCGGUGCUAUUGCCAGUUGGUCUCCACGGUUGCGUCGUCAGCGGAUAUUUCAUCUUCUGUGAGCGACAGAGAAAGGCAAAUCAGAAGCCCUAAGCUAGUGGCAUUGGAAUACGCUGAUCUCAACCUCACCGAUAAGUUCUGCGAGGAGGUGGGUCAUGUCCGGAUAAGGCAGCAUGUUAACCCUUUGCGCUCUUCCCUCUUGGCUCCUACCGAAGUGCCAAACUGGAGUGAAGUAUACAGGGACUCAUCGUUGCCGCUUAUGGUGGAUAUAGGCUGUGGUAAGGGGUAUAAUUUACAUGCCACAAUGCUUGUUCUUUGUGGAUUAUGUCCAAUGGCCCUCUUGCAUGUUACUGUAUUUUUCUAAGUUACAGGCGGUGGCAGAUUUCUGUUGUAUCUUGCUAAGCAAUGUCCUGAUUCCAAGAAUUAUCUGGGAUUUGAAAUUCGUCCAAAAUUGGUUAAACGUGCUGUGUACUGGGCAAAUGAGCUAGGUCUCAAAAAUAUACAUUUCAUGUUUGCAAAUGCCACAGUUUCUUUUGAGAGAAUUGUGUCUACAUACCCUGGACCGUUGCUGUUGGUUUCUAUAUUGUGCCCUGAUCCUUAUUUCAAGAAAAAGCAUCAUAAGAGAAGAGUUGUGAAGAGGCCUUUGGUUCAAUCCAUAGCUGAUCGUUUAGCACAAGGUGGACAGGUGUUUAUACAAUCUGAUGUGCAUGAAGUGGCUAUUGACAUGAAAGAUUGUUUUGAUGGGAUGUCCAAGCUCCUUCACAUAGACAGUGUUGAUUCUAAUGUACUAUGUGACAGUAAUGGAUGGGUAUUGAAUAAUCCCAUGGGGAUAAGGACGGAAAGGGAGAUCCAUGCUGAAUUUGAAGGCUCCAAAGUUUACAGAAGGUUAUAUGUAAAAAAAGUUGAGCACUGAUAUUUUUCUUUCACCUAACAUAGGUAUGCUACAUUAUAGUAUUUGCUCUUCAAACUGGUGUCGUCAGCUCUGUUCCUUAUCGCGAUAUUUGGAUUAGAACUUAGAAAAUCUUGUCCGGCCUAACACUCCUGUUUUGUGAUCUUCUUCCUUAUUUUUUGAGGUGUUUGAGCCAAUUUUAAGUGUGGAUACUAUACUACUCCGUAGCUUCGAAUUUCUUGUACUACUAAUUAUUGAAGCCAAUACUGUAAAG
Cuscuta epithymum is the source of this 1485-nucleotide messenger RNA. The record is from the annotation of a GenBank genome assembly. Lineage: Eukaryota; Viridiplantae; Streptophyta; Magnoliopsida; Solanales; Convolvulaceae.